Molecule: messenger RNA, 694 nt
Organism: Mycena citricolor
Lineage: Eukaryota; Fungi; Basidiomycota; Agaricomycetes; Agaricales; Mycenaceae
Source: the annotation of a GenBank genome assembly
UUUCCUCGACGACCCGGGAUGAGACCGACCCUGACUAUACUGGGCAGGAUGUCUGACCCGGUUAUACCAUGGCCCUUGUGCGACCCUCCGCUCCAGCCACCAUCCCCGUCGAGAUCAUCCUCCACACCACUUGCAUUGAGCGAGAAGGGUCUUCUCCAGCCGUCCAACUCCUAGUUCCUGCUGAUAGAUGGCAGUCGUAUCACGGCUUUGCGAGCGAUGUGAUGAAUAGGUCGAUGUUCGCUUCUUCUAGCCGCACGGGCGAUUGAAGAGUCCAGUUGGAGUCGUAGCAGCGAGAAGUAUUAGGGGGAGCGAAUGUGCGGUCGAUGUACGUGAUAAACAUGCGUGAAGUCUCAGGGCGCCGGGAGGAAUGAGCAUCGUGUCUAUCAUUGGCUGUAUCAUCCGAACUGCAUCAAUACUUACUUUCAAGACUCGCACGGCUGCAGUCGGCAAACACCGCGAGGGGUGAUUGUCACAAUGAUCGGACCCAGAGAUGAUGAAAUCACUGAUGAGAUCAUCUCGUGGCCAACGCUAUAUGGUCAGGAUGUUCACAUGGAAGCUAUGGCAUGCGAAUUCUUGGUCAGAACAGAUUGCAGAGCCAAGAUGAGGCAAUCUGAGCCAUGCUCCAAAAGCCAAGUGGCGAUAGGCAUACGACAACUGGAAUGUCGCUUCUGGAUAGCUACGCAAGUACGGAGAA